UGGUACAAAAGGAGCGACAUAAGAGAAUCUCUCUUUAUUUUCAUUUUCUCUUCUCUUUGUCUGUCACUCUCUCUAAAUUCAUCAUCAAAACCCUGUUUGGUUUUGUGUGCUCGGAGGAAUUCUUUCAACGAUUCCCUUACGAUCUUCAUAAGGUGUUAGAAACGAACUUCAGUUGCUAGCACAAUAAAUUAAUGGAAGAGGACACUCAAGCAAUCAAAGUGACAACAGUGGUUGACGAUACCAAGGGCGUGAAGGUAGGAGGAGAUGAAAGAGAGAUUAUUACAAAUGGAGAUUUACUGAAAAAGGAAACAGAAGGAAACAAAGAGCAAGAAGAAGAAACUUCAUUAGAAGGAGAAUUUAUAAAAGUGGAGAAAGAAUCAUAUGAUUUGAGAGAUGCUUCACCUGCAGCUGACCAAGUAUCUGAAACAGUUCAUGAACAUAAAAGACCAGCUUUCUUUCCAAGAAGCACAAACAUUUCAGAUGAAAGCAGAGAGAUGGUAGAAGAGUUAGAAAAGAUCAAAGAACUGGAGCUGGAAUUGAAGAAAAUGGCUGGAGACUUGAAACAUUCUGAAUCCGAGAAUGCGGACCUGAAGGAGGAAAUUCUUGUUACCAAGGAUAUGCUACAGAAAAGGGGAAAACAGUGCGAGGAACUUGAACUUAAUCAAAAAAAGUUGCAGGAACAAAUCAUUGAGGCCGAGGAGAAAUACAACUCACAGCUCAAAACUCUCCAAGAAGCAGUGGAAGCUCAAGAAAUGAAGCAUAAGGAGCUUCUCGAUGUCAAAGAAUCAUUUGACGGUCUCACAAUUGAGCUCGAUAACUCAAGAAAGAAGAUGCAAGAAUUGGAGCAAAAUCUUCUUUCUUCAGCCAGCGAGGUACAGAAGUUUGAGGAGCUGAGUAACAAGAGCGGUUCACAUGCUGAAUUGGAGACCAAAAGAGCCGUAGAGUUUGAGAAAUUGCUCGAAUUGGCAAAAUUGAGUGCAAAAGAAAUGGAAGAUCAGAUGGCUUCUCUGCAGCAAGAACUCAAGGACCUUUAUGAGAAGAUUGCUGAAAACCAAAAAGUAGAAGAAGCACUUAGGAGUACUUCAGCGGAGCUUUCCACAGUUCAAGAGGCAUUAGAGGUUUCCAAAUCUCAAGCUCUAAAUUUGGAGCACAAGCUUCAAUCCAAGGAAGCUGUGGUAGAUGAACUGAGCAAAGAUAUUGUUGCCCUUGAAAAUUUAUUCUCUCAGGCCAAACAAGAUCUUCAGUCAAAGGUUGUCGAGUUGGAAGAAGUUACGUUGAAACUGCAGGAAGAGGUGACAACAAAAAAGCUGGUGGAAGAAAGAGUCAAGAUUGAGGAAGAACGUGUCUCAACUGUGCAAGAGGAACUGGCCAGAAUAAUCACACAGAAAGAAGAUCUAGAAGCAGCGGUUGUAGAUCUUAAUGGUAAUGUAUUUCAAUUAAAGGAGUUAUCUAGUGAUCUGGAGUCAAAGUUGAAGGUCUCGGAUGAAAAUUUCAGCAAGGCCGAUACACUUCUUACUCAAGCUUUGGCAACUACUGAGGAGCUUGAGAAGAAAUUGAAAUCUGUAGAAGAUCUGCAUCAAGAAUCGGGAGUUGUCGCUGCUAGCGCAACACAAAAGAACGUUGAACUUGAGGAUAUUUUGCGAGCUUCAAAUGCAGAAGUAGAAGAAGCGAAAUCACAACUGAGAGAGAUUGAGACAAAGUUAAUUUCUUCCGAACAAAAGAAUGUGGAGCUUGAGCAGAAGAAAAACCAGAUGGAGCUAAAAAUAGAAAAUGCUGAAAGAGAACUCAACUUAUUGUCUGAAAAAAUAGCUGAUACUGAUGCCACACUUAGAGGAGCCCAGGAAGAAAAAUUUCAGCUGGAGAGUAAAAUUCAAGAUUUUGAAGAGAAGGUAGCCGAACUGAAAUCUUCUCUGGAUCAGUCGUCUCUGAAAAAUUCUGAGCUCCAAAAGGAGUUGAGUGAGUUCUCUGUGAAAUGUGCAGAACAUGAGGGUCGAGCCAAUUCGACCCAACAGCGCAGCCUUGAAUUGGAAGACUUGAUGCAGGUAUCUCAUACUAAAGCCGGGGAUGCCAUCAAAAGGGUAGGUGAACUGGAAAUUCUACUAGAGGCAGAAAAGUACAGGAUCCAGGAAUUAGAAGAUCAGAUAAAAACUUUAGACACAAAAUGUAUUGAAAAGGAAGCAGAAUCUAAGACAUUGAUGGAAAAAAUAUCUGAACUUUCAGAAGAACUAGAGAUAUUCCAGACUAAAUCGAGAAGUCUUGAAGUUGCUCUGCAAACGGCAAAUGAAAAAGAGAGAGAAUUGACCGACUGCUUGAAUGUGAUCAAAGAAGAAAGGAAAACUUUGGAGGAUUCCUCUAAUAGUUCAAGCAAGAAGCUCUCAGAAACCGAAAAUCUGCUAGAACUAUUGCAAGACGAAUUAAAAUUGGCCCAUGAAAAAUUGGAGAGCGUCGAAAAUGAUCUCAAGACCUCUGGAAUUAAAGAGUCUGAGAUCGUGGAGAAGCUUAAAUCUACUGAGGUGCAGUUAGAAGAACAGUCAAGAGUACUAGAGCAAACUACCACAAGAAACUCAGAGCUGGAAUUGCUGGUAGAAUCUCUGACCAAAGAUUCAGAGCUAAAGCUUCAAGAAGCACUGAAAAGUCUUGCAGAAAGGGAUUCAGAAGCUAAAUCCUUGUGUGAGAAAAUUAAGAUUCUUGAAGAACAGAAGAAGUUUUUCGAAGACGAGGCAGCUGAGACAGCAGAAAGAUCAGCAUCUCUUAAGGCGGAAUUGGAUGACAGUUCAAUGAAAUCGAUUUCUCUUGAAAGCACCAUUGAAGAACUCCGUAGCAAGAUCCUGGAAGCAGAAGAGAAAUUUGAUCAGUCUCUGUCAGAAAAUGAACUAUUAGCUGGGACAAACCUGCAACUUAAAUACAAAGUUAACGAGCUUGAGGAAUUGCUACACUCAGCUCAUGCUGAGAAGGAGGCCACAUCUCAAAAGUUGGCUUCUCACAUUAAUACAGUUGCUGAAUUAACAGACCAGCACACUAGAUCCUUUGAACUACACUCGGCAACUGAAUCACGGGCCAAGGAAGUUGAGACGCAGUUACAAGAGGCUCUUGGGAGAAUCACAGAGAAAGAUUCGGAAGUUAAGGAGUUGAAGGAGAAGCUGAACGAGUUUGAUAUCCGAGUAAGAGUCCAUGAAGAACAAGCUAAUGAAUCAUCUGCGGUUGCUGAAAGUCUAAAGGCGGAACUAGAAGAGGCUCUUUUGAAAUUCAAAUCAAUGGAAAGUAGCACUGGAGAGUUGCAAACCCGAUGUGUUGAGUUUGAAAAGGAGUGUGAAGCGUUAGCUGAGAAAAGUUUUAAGCAGACGCAAGAACUCGCCGAAUAUGAGGGCAAAAUGAGCGACCUGCAUAACAAAGUGUCUGCGACUGUGGUAGAGAAAAAUGAAGCAGUAGAAGAACUUAACUCUUUGAAGACGAAAAUUGAAGAUUUGACCCAAGAAUUGGCAACUCAUGCAGAAAAGCUACACUCAGCUCAUGCUGAGAAGGAAGCCACAUCUCAAAAGUUGGCUUCUCACAUUAAUAUGGUCGCUGAAUUAACAGACCAGCACUCUAGAUCCUUUGAACUACACUCAGCAACUGAAUCACGUGCCAAGGAAUUUGAGACGCAGUUACAAGAGGCUCUUCAGAGAAUCAUAGAGAAAGAUUCGGAAAUUACGGAGUUGAAGGAGAAGCUGAACGAGUUUGAUAUCCGAGUAAGAAUCCAUGAAGAACAAGCUGGUGAAUCAUCUGCUGUUGCUGAAAGUCUAAAGGUACAACUUGACGAGGCUCUAUUGAAAUUCAAAUCAAUGGAAAGCAGCACUGCCGAAUUACAAACCCGAUGUGCUGAAUUCGAGAAGGAGUGUGAAGGGUUAGCUGAGAAAAAUUUUAAGCAGACGCAAGACCUUGCUGAAUAUGAGAGCAAAAUGAAUGACGUGCAUACCAAAUUCUCCGCGACUGUGGUAGAGAAACAUGAAGCAGUAGAAGAACUUAACUCUUCAAAGAAGAAAAUUGAAGAUUUGACCCAAGAAUUGGCAACUCAAGCAGAAGAGCUACAAUCUCAGAUAGCUUCAGUUAUGAAAGAAAACAAUAUGAUCCAUGAAACAUAUGAAAAUACAAGAAAGGAACUUGGAGCAGUCAUAGCCCAAAUGGAAGGACAGCUGAAUGAACAGAAGGCAACAGAGCACACUCUAAAGCUUGAGGUGGAAAAUCUCAAGAUUGAGCUCUCUGAGAUGACUGUGUUGCUUGCUCGUGUGGUGGAACUCGAGCAGCAAUUGACAUCGGCUGAGAAUCGUCUAAAAGAAGAGGUUGGAAACGUUCAUAUGGUGGCAGCUGAAAAAGAGGCAGAACUUACAACCAAAUUGGAGGAGCAUGUGCACAAGCUCCAGGAUAGAGAUAUUUUGCAUGAGAAAGUAAUGCAGCUUCAAGAAGAACUACAUGUUGCUCAUUCCACCAUUGCAGAACAGAAAGAAUCACACACAAAAUUAGACUUUGAAAGAGAAUCUUCUGUGAAAAGCACACUUGAAGUUCUUGAAGACAAGCAUCAACAAGUUGGACUUCUGGAGAAACAAAUUGAAGAACUGGAGCAGAAACUACAACUUGCUGAUACAAAAUCUCUACAAAAGCAGGAUGAAGCGAUAAAGAAACAUGAAGGAGUCUAUGAGGAAUUAGAAAAUCUGAAGAAGAAAUCGAUCCAGAUUUCUGAACUAGAGAAGAAAAUCGAAGAACUUGAGAGCAAACUGAAGUUGGCAGAGACAAUCUCCAAAGAUAAGAAUAAGGAAGGAAGCUCAAUUGAGUCAAAUGACGGGAUAGAGGUGAAAUCAAGAGACCUAUUCGAUUCAUCAUCAAUGGUCUCCUCGUCUCUAUCAAAAAGAAAGAGCAAGAAGAAAUCAGAAGCAACAUUAUCUGCUACUGCUGCUCAAACCGAGUCUGCUUCAACACAGUCUAAACAUGAAAUCUCUCCAGCUCUGACUCUUCAGUUCAUCUUCGGUGUUGCUAUUCUCUCUGUUUUCCUUGGCAUUUUUCUUGGAAAACGUUACUAAUAAGCUUGGUGUUUAGUAUUCUCUUGGCCCUAUAAUUUUUGGUUUCUGUUGUUGAUUUUUGCACAGCAAUGAAAAGCUUGUUGUUAGUGUGGGAGUGAUGAGUUUAAGGUCCUGAAGUUGGUAUGGGAAUUUGUUUUUAGUCAUUCCCUAUACCUGUAUACAAUUGUUGUCUGAGGUUCAAGUUUGUAUCUAAAAAAUUCUGUAUUGCAGUAAAGACUUUGAAAUUGCUAUGUUCAUGUGGCUCUACUAUGUUUC
Papaver somniferum (opium poppy) is the source of this 5309-nucleotide messenger RNA. RefSeq names its product coiled-coil domain-containing protein 18-like. Lineage: Eukaryota; Viridiplantae; Streptophyta; Magnoliopsida; Ranunculales; Papaveraceae. The transcript is spliced from 8 exons. The coding region runs from base 192 to 5054 and encodes 1620 amino acids. The record is from RefSeq and is a predicted model, not a curated record.